GAAGGAGGAGAAGGAAGGAGCGGGGGCGUCGAGAGGGUCAGGGAGGCGUCGGGCGGGUCCUACAUGUCCCCCAGCAAUGCGCGGGCAGGGAGCUCCCGGGCAAGGGUCCAGCUGGGUCCGUCCGGCGUCCCGCCACCAGCUGCUGGGCGUGCUGCUGGUCUUCUUCCCCGCCAUCUGGUCGGAGCUGUCCCUGCUGCCCCGCCGGAGCCCGGGCCGGGGAGGGCCUCUGGCCGCAGCCUCGUCGCAGCGCUCGGUGGCCCGGACGGACGGCGAUGUCAUCAUCGGGGCCCUCUUCUCCGUCCACCACCAGCCGCCGGCCGACAAGGUGCCCGAGAGGAAAUGUGGCGAGGUCCGGGAGCAGUACGGCAUCCAGAGGGUGGAGGCCAUGUUCCACACCUUGGAUAAGAUCAACGCCGACCCCGUCCUGCUGCCCAACAUCACCCUGGGCAGCGAGAUCCGAGACUCCUGUUGGCACUCGUCCGUCGCCCUGGAGCAGAGCAUCGAAUUCAUCAGGGACUCCCUCAUCUCCAUCCGAGACGAGAAGGACGGGACCGGCCGCUGCCAGCCCGACCCGUCCUUGGCCUCCCAGCCCGGCCGGGCCAAGAAACCCAUCGCCGGGGUCAUCGGGCCGGGCUCCAGCUCCGUGGCCAUCCAGGUGCAGAACCUGCUGCAGCUCUUCGACAUCCCCCAGAUCGCCUACUCGGCCACCAGCAUCGACCUCAGCGACAAGACGCUCUACAAGUACUUUCUCAGGGUGGUGCCGUCCGACACGCUGCAGGCCCGGGCCAUGCUGGACAUCGUCAAGCGCUACAACUGGACCUACGUCUCCGCCGUGCACACCGAAGGAAACUAUGGAGAAAGUGGUAUGGAAGCCUUCAAAGAGCUGGCUGCACAGGAAGGGCUUUGCAUUGCCCACUCCGACAAGAUUUACAGCAAUGCAGGGGAGAAGAGCUUUGAUCGACUACUGAGGAAGCUCCGGGAGAGGCUGCCUAAGGCCAGGGUGGUGGUUUGUUUCUGUGAGGGGAUGACCGUCAGAGGACUCCUCAGUGCCAUGAAGCGUCGUGGGGUUGUAGGAGAGUUCCUGUUGAUUGGAAGCGAUGGCUGGGCAGACAGAGAUGAAGUCAUUGAAGGUUAUGAGAUGGAGGCCAAUGGUGGUAUCACCAUCAAGCUGCAGUCUCCAGAGGUCAUGUCUUUUGAUGACUACUUCCUGAAGCUGAGGCUGGAUACCAACACCCGAAAUCCAUGGUUUCCCGAGUUCUGGCAGCAUCGGUUCCAGUGCCGCCUUCCUGGACACCCCUUGGAAAAUCCCAACUUUAAAAAGAUCUGUACAGGAAACGAGAGUUUAGAAGAAAACUAUGUUCAGGACAGCAAAAUGGGGUUUGUCAUCAAUGCUAUUUAUGCUAUGGCACAUGGCUUGCAGAAUAUGCAUCACACUCUCUGCCCUGGACAUGUUGGCCUAUGCGACGCUAUGAAGCCCAUUGAUGGAAGCAAGCUUUUGGACUUCCUCAUAAAGUCUUCUUUCAUUGGUGUCUCAGGAGAAGAAGUGUGGUUUGAUGAAAAGGGAGACGCUCCAGGCAGAUAUGAUAUUAUGAAUCUGCAAUUCACGGAUUCCAACCAGUAUGAUUAUGUCCUCAUUGGGACCUGGCAUGAAGGGGUGCUCAAUAUUGAUGAUUAUAAGAUCCAGAUGAACCAGAGUGGAAUGGUUCGGUCUGUGUGCAGCGAGCCUUGCUUAAAGGGACAGAUUAAGGUCAUUCGGAAAGGAGAGGUGAGCUGCUGUUGGAUUUGUACAGCUUGUAAAGAAAAUGAGUAUGUGCAGGAUGAGUUCACCUGCAAAGCUUGUGACUUGGGGUGGUGGCCAAAUACUGACCUAACAGGCUGUGUACCCAUCACUGUUCGCUAUCUCCAAUGGAGCAACAUAGAGUCAAUUGUGGCUGUGGUCUUCUCCUGCCUAGGGAUCCUAGUCACCAUGUUUGUCACUCUAAUCUUUGUCCUCUACCGGGACACUCCAGUGGUUAAGUCAUCCAGCCGGGAGCUCUGUUACAUCAUUUUGGCUGGUAUCUUUUUAGGCUACGUCUGUCCCUUCACUCUCAUCGCCAAGCCCACAAUUACUUCCUGCUACCUCCAACGCCUCCUGGUGGGCCUCUCCUCUGCCAUGUGCUACUCUGCCUUGGUGACCAAAACCAAUCGCAUUGCUCGCAUCCUGGCUGGGAGUAAGAAGAAAAUCUGUACCCGAAAGCCCCGAUUCAUGAGCGCCUGGGCCCAAGUGGUCAUUGCCUCUGUGCUGAUCAGUGUGCAGCUGACGUUGGUGGUGACCCUGAUCAUCAUGGAGCCCCCCAUGCCCAUCCUGUCCUACCCCAGCAUCAAGGAAGUCUACCUAAUCUGCAACACCAGCAACCUGGGUGUGGUGGCCCCCGUGGGCUACAACGGACUCCUCAUCAUGAGCUGCACCUACUAUGCCUUCAAGACCCGCAACGUGCCCGCCAACUUCAACGAGGCCAAGUACAUAGCUUUCACCAUGUAUACCACCUGCAUCAUCUGGCUGGCCUUUGUGCCCAUCUACUUUGGGAGCAACUACAAGAUCAUCACCACCUGCUUUGCUGUGAGUCUCAGUGUGACGGUGGCCCUGGGGUGCAUGUUCACCCCCAAGAUGUACAUCAUCAUCGCUAAGCCCGAGAGGAACGUCCGCAGUGCCUUCACCACCUCGGAUGUGGUGCGAAUGCACGUCGGAGACGGCAAGCUGCCUUGUCGGUCCAACACUUUCCUCAGCAUAUUUCGGAGGAAGAAGCCCGGAGCGGGGAAUGCAAAUUCUAAUGGCAAGUCUGUGUCAUGGUCUGAACCAGGUGGAAGACAGGUGCCCAAGGGACAGCACAUGUGGCACCGCCUUUCGGUGCACGUCAAGACCAACGAGAUGGCUUGCAACCAGACAGCGGUGAUUAAGCCCCUCACUAAAACCUACCAAGGCCCAGGCAAGAGCCUGACUUUUUCAGACAACAGCACUAAGACCCUAUACAAUGUGGUGGAGGAAGAGGAUAGUGAGCCAGUGCCCUUCAGCCCACCCAGGAGCCCUUCUAUGGUUGUGCACCGGCGGCAGGCAGCUCCAGUGGCCACUCCACCCCUCCUGCCCCAUGGGAUGGAGGAGGAGACCCAGCUGUUCCUGCCUGAGCCAAGCAGCCCCCGGAGCUUGUCCCCUCCACCACAACAGCAGCAGCCGCAGGAGCCCCAGCACUCCCUCAUGGGCCAGCUGCAAGGGGUGGUCAACAAAUUUGCCACUGGCAUCCCUGACUUCAACACUGCUCUUGUGGUCCCAGGGGGCCUGGGCAAUGGUGUGCGGAACCAAUACCAGGCCCCGCUCCCCCAGCAGCAGCUACCAGCCCCACCCCUCCAGCUAAGCAUGUUCAGCGAAGAGCCCAUCUCUCCCCCAGCCGAGGAGGGGGAGAGUGAGACGUUCAAGCUCAUCCAGGAUUAUGUGUAUGAGCGGGAGGGGAACACGGAGGAUGAUGAGCUGGAAGAGGAUGAUGUGGAUCUCCAAGCCUCCAGGAAAUUGACCCCAGAGGCCUCCCCAGCACUGACACCUCCAUCGCCUUUUCGAGAUUCGGUGGCUUCGGGCAGCUCAAUCCCCAGCUCCCCCGUUUCAGAAUCCGUGCUCUGCACACCCCCUAACGGGACCUACGUCUCUGUCAUUCUGAGGGACUACAGGCAAAGCUCAUCCACCCUGUAGAGGGUUGGAGGCCAUCUUACCGAAAGCUAAGGCAAGGAAGAGGGUUCCGAAUGUUGGGCAGUUUGAAGACAGAUGGGAGCAGAAGCGCUGUCGAAGUGGAAAGUGAAAAAAGUGGGGACGAAAGAGGAAAGGGGAAAUCUGUCAUGACUAGUCCAAUGGAGGGGAGGAGAAAUUCUGCAUCCCGCAUUCUGCACUACAAAAGAUCCAUCUGGAGGCUCCACUCCUUGAAUUACUCAGAGGGGCCCGGAGGCCCCCCAAGAAGAGAGGUAUUCCUUCAAAGCACAAACCAUGAUGGCAUACGGUUAUUUGAGCAAAAACAUAAAAACACAAAGGAAGAACACUGGAGAAACACCUUCGCAUGAACAAACCCAGGAGCACGCAGAAACACAUACACUGGCACACAUUACAUUGAAGCAAACUUGAAAAUGGAAAUGAAAAGUUUUGCAACCAUUCAUACUAUCACACUUUCUAGCCCUCAGUCUGAUGCAGAAAGAAGACAUUUAGGCAGUCUGAGAAGAGAGCCAGGAUGGUGCUACCAUAUCUAAAGGUGGUACAAUGGUCUCCCCACAAACCCUCUUUCUUCUUAUCCCCAUUUAUGGGUCUGCAAAAAGUGGAAGGGUCCAGUGGAGGCAUUGGAACUGGGGCCUUCAUUUUGCUCACUGCUCCAGAGACCCUGUCAGCCACCCAAGGCCACAGAAAGAGGUUUGUGCAUAUGCUGCUGGUUGUUUCUCCAUUUAGGAAGAUGAAGAUGGGCAGAAACACAUUAUCACAUAAUGCUUCGUCAGAGAGUCAGAGAGGUAGGAGGCAGCCUGACAUUUGGAAAUGAUUCUGUCGGCACUAUCAGCUCCUCACAUUUGAUAGUUUUCUUUGGCUGAUUUUGAAAAAGGGCCAGAAUAAAAGCAGACUGUAAAGAGAUGAGAGCAGCUCUGCCAAGGUAUUUGGAUCAUGCCAAGGGGCUUCAAGUUGUCUUUUGUGAAGAGAACAAACUGUGAGGCUAAACUGUUAUCCUCCAUUUUCCGUAGCAAAUAAUAAUUACCAAUUGACCAUGUAAUUUCACUGUUUCUCUGUGUUCCUACAAAACAAAUCCACCUUUGACAGUAGUGUGUGCUCAUAGCAAUGGUGACUAUUUAAAUGAAAAGCAAUUCUUUAUUGUUCAUUGAUGUCAUUGUAAAAACAAGAGUGAGUGAGUGUCCAUGUGUCUGUGUAUGUGUGUGUACCUAUACUAAACGAAGUAAUCACCUACUUGCCCCUGGAAGACUGUCUUACAGAUAUAGUAUUGAUAUUUUUAUGUUUGAAACAUGUUUUAUAUAGCAGUGUUCAGAUCAAUACAUUAGACCUCAGAACGUUUGUAUGCUGUGCUCAAACAUUUUUCAUACUCAGCUGAAACAGCUGUUAUCCUGAUAAGGGGAAACUUAUUUGGCAGGUAUUUUAUGGAAAUCUGCUGUUAAUAAAAGUGCUUUGAGAAUUUGUUACAUGAAGUGUUGGCAAAAAUGUGGCAGCAACAACAAAAGUGAAUGUUUUGUCACUCAUACCCAAGCCAGUAUUAAACUAGAGGGCAAACCAGAAGUAGUCAGACUAUUUCUAAUUACUUAACAUUUACACUGUACAAGGUUAAACCUUCCAUCCUUCAGUGCUUAAAAUAAGUAUGGGUUUCCUGCUUAUCUGUGAUUUCUUCUGUCUCCUUAUCAUUCUCUCCUGCUUAUUUUUCUCUUCCAUUUCCAGACUUUUAUUUGCUUCUCCAUUUAUUUGAGAGACUUGACAGAUUAUAAUAUCCAUUUAUGUGCAGUCCUGUCUCUUCACUCCUCUCCCCUGUCGAUUUUGCUCAGCAGAUACUCUCCGGUUGAGGUGACUGUAUUUCUAGCAUGCUAUGAUUGAGAUGGUUGAGUGCUAUCAUUAUGAUGAUAAGAUGAAUGUUCACACUACCUAGUGGUCUGAUUCUUCAAUAGUAUUUUGAAGUAACCUCACACUUUCCCCCACUCCCUAGUAUGGGUUUUUUGUUGUUGGUUUUUUUGGGGUUUUUUUGCUGUUGUUUGCAUCUCUUUCUCCUUGGGAGAAUGAGCUCCAGGCAAACCCAAAUUCAAAGCCCUAGCAAAUAUCUGCAGUGGUAGAUCUGAUUAGCUUCCAAACAUCAAUUGAUUUUCUAAGUCUAGUGCUAUAUUUCAUUAUCCUUUUUACUAUGAAAUGCUGCCAAUAUCACCGCUUCCCUGGUAUCUGAAGCUUGAAUCAUCUUUCCUUAAUGAAAUGACUAUUAAGCUUUUGGUGGAUAUCUGAGAUCUCAGGACUGGAAACUGAACAUGGACGUCUAUAUUCUUAUUUAGAUGAAGCAGACUAAAUAAAGGAAAACUUCAGUGAUGUCUGGGUGGAUUUCUACACACUGGAAUGGUCUCUAUUAUUAGUUGAACAUAUUUUAUUUUCACUGCCAUAUGUCUUCAGUAGAAUAGGGUUUCUGCUUUCAAAUCUUUCUUUUUACAGCAUAGACUAGAUGCGGAAAACAAGUUCCUGUUACACAAAUGUCAUAAACUGACAAUUUAUCCUGGGUUACUGGUUUAGGAAAUUUGGUAAACUCAUUAAGCACUGACAAUAUUAUUACUAUUUAAUCAUAUUAUUAUCAUGAGUAGGGGUUUUCUCGAGGUUCAAUAUAUGAUUAGCUAUUAGUUUUGUAACUGUUUAAAAUUGGAAUGUUCACAUACAUACAGUAUACCAAAACAGCAAAAACUACUCAUCUUAGAUUAUGUGUUUGUGUAAGCUACUAAGCUUCUUGUAAAAGUCCUUUAUUUUGGCUUGAUAAAAAUUGCCUUUUGUCAAAUGAUCUUGAUAAUGCUGUAUAAUAAAUAUUUUCUAUUUAUUAUA
Ornithorhynchus anatinus (platypus) is the source of this 6568-nucleotide messenger RNA. RefSeq names its product glutamate metabotropic receptor 1 (gene GRM1). Gene Ontology annotation, biological process: G protein-coupled glutamate receptor signaling pathway; regulation of synaptic transmission, glutamatergic. Gene Ontology annotation, molecular function: G protein-coupled receptor activity involved in regulation of postsynaptic membrane potential; adenylate cyclase inhibiting G protein-coupled glutamate receptor activity. Gene Ontology annotation, cellular component: postsynaptic density membrane. The transcript is spliced from 8 exons. The record is from RefSeq and is a predicted model, not a curated record. NCBI's taxonomy places the organism in Eukaryota, Metazoa, Chordata, Mammalia, Monotremata, Ornithorhynchidae. Bases 77 to 3718 code for a protein of 1213 amino acids.